AUGUCCCAGGACGGUCGAGAAGAGCCACCGGAGUUGAUCUCGGAUGACGGGAGUGAUCUCACAGACAUUGAAGUCGACAUACUUGAACCUUUUGACCAUAUGCCCUCGCUUGGAGGUCUUUCCAACAGAGAGGUCCAGGAGCUGGUCAACAGUGGGGAUGAAUGGGCAAUUAGAGCGUAUUACCAAACGCUCAUUAUUAUCGCAUCAAUAAUAGAUUAUGAGUUGCCUGGAAUAGGUUUGUCUAGCGAUGAACUGGAUUUUCUAAGCGAAGAACAGCCAGAGGGGCCGGUGACGCCCAAUCCCCUCCCCACCUUACCCGCGACAGACGCUGACCAACGAAUGAUUGAUUCUGGAGUAGAGUGUGCUAUUUGCCUAAACCCUCCAGAGCUCGGAGGAAGGGUCACUACACUGCCUUGUGGUCAUCUGUUCCAUUACCUUUGUAUUACACAGUGGCUUACUCGGAGUACCACUUGCCCGCUUUGCCGACAGGACGCCGUCCCCUUGGACCAGCAUGAUCCAAAUACCGGGAAUGAUGAGCCUCAUCGCUCAGAUGGUCGACCGGAGCGACAUGUUCACUGGGCGAUAUAG
Messenger RNA from Penicillium pulvis, 588 nucleotides. RefSeq names its product RING finger protein. The coding region runs from base 1 to 588 and encodes 195 amino acids. NCBI's taxonomy places the organism in Eukaryota, Fungi, Ascomycota, Eurotiomycetes, Eurotiales, Aspergillaceae. Gene Ontology annotation, biological process: ubiquitin-dependent protein catabolic process. The record is from RefSeq and is a predicted model, not a curated record. Gene Ontology annotation, molecular function: ubiquitin protein ligase activity. The transcript has a single exon.